GAGAGAGUAAGAAGAGAGAGAGGGGGUCCGUGGACACUAGCUUUGGGCUCAAGCCAUUUGCUUUACCCUGUUUGGCGGUUUUGGUGUCGCUGCAAGGGGAAAAGGAGAGAUGAUCUGGAUGAGUAUGUGGGUUUGAAGAGAUAUCGUCCUACGACCAGGAACAGCAGCCGAGCGGUGGGUUCUUGUCUCUUUGGGACUGAGGCCGAUCGAUCUUGUUAUCUACCCUCAUUUAUUGCGAGAUUUGGGGGUCGGAUUGAUUGCAACUGAGUGUGAAAUCGGCGGACAAAAAAAAAUUAAAUCUUUCGCUGUUUCCUCAAGGAAAAAUCUGAUAUUUUUUUCCCCCUUGGUUUUGGUAGCGAAAGAACAAUCCGCCGUAACUGCUGUCGAUCGGCAAAAAGACCUGUACCCAUUUGAUUUUUCCCGUCACCGGACUCGGAAUUGGCGAUCAAGAUUCGAUCUUGGAGUCGAUUCCUGACCGGGAACUGCCUGAUUGACACGGAUUUAGCCUCGUAGACAUCGGAUAGCUCUCCGCCGGUGUUCUGGCCGCCGGAGCUCGGGCCGUCGCCGCCAUGGCGAGCUCGUCCAGCUCGGUUGAUUACUGGAGGAGGUUCUUCCGGAGCGCCAAUUCUGAUAUCUUCGAGGUCAUCGAGCAAGCGAUCCUCGUGGCGGCGUCGGAUUACCCCCAGCAGUUCCGGAGCAGGAGGGAUCAGAUCGUGGAGAAGAUCUUCACCGCGCUGCUGCCGCGGUGCUUCGGCUGUGACCGGGUCGAGCUGCGAGGGGCCGAGGGGGAGGAAGGGCACGGCAGCGUGCGGAGGGUCGGAGAGAAGGAGAGCAAGGUGGACAGCAGCAACGACGGGCCCGAGUUCUCGAAUCGGGUGGUGAGCAACUACUCGUACGACGAGGCAGAGGCGCUCACGGAGGAGAUCGAAGAGGAGGGUCAAAUCGUUGGCGAGGUCAUUAGGAUCAAGGAGAUCCUUGCCAACCAUCAUGAGGAGUCUGAUAAUUUCUUGUUCGAGUCACUGAGGAGGCUGCAAUUGAUGGAGCUUUCUGUUGAUGUCUUGAAGGCGACCGAGAUUGGAAGGGCUGUCAAUGGCCUCCGUAAACACAACUCAAAGCAAAUUCGCCACCUAGUUCGCGCUCUCAUCGAUGGUUGGAAGGUUUUGGUUGAUGAAUGGGUCAGGGCUACUGCUGCCAUUGCCGAUAACUCCCCGGACUCUGUAAAUCCUUCUGUCGUGGAUGAUGAGGAUGGCCUUCCUUCUCCCCCGUUAGAUGAAGGAGCUCUAUUCGCCACUCAGACAACUUCCAUCCAGCUCUCCGAGUUCUUUGAUGGAAUGGAUGACGAUGGAAAUUUUCGAAAUAAUGGGGAGUUUCACAAGAGGUGGGAACAUGGAAGACGACCUACAGAGAAUCAUGAAUCAUUAAGGAAACAGCAGCCGAUGCAACAACCUUUUACUCGAGAAGAAAAAGUGGAGAUGAAACAAGAUCCGGAGCAGUCUAUUUUUGCAGAAGGGGUGGGACACUCGAGGCGGCAAGAACCACAUCGAUCAGCUACCCCAGAAGAGAAGCUAAGAAGACAAGAACCACAAAUGAGGCAAUCAAAGCCACAUGAGAUCUGUAUCGGGCAAGCAAAGUCCCAAAACAUUCUACCCAAGCAAAGCAACCCUGUGAUUUCUGAAUCUGGGCCUGGAAGACCAGUUAAAAUUGGCUUUGAGCAAAAAGUAUGCAAUGAAGCGAAAUUUAAACAGCCACCAGACACUGCUGCACUUCGAAGGAAGCCACCGAUGAUCCCACGGGAUAAAUCAAAGUACUCUGAAGAAGCUCCCGUUCAGGCUAAGCUGGAAGCCACAAAACGGAAGCUUCAUGAAGGAUACCAGCAAGCCGAAAAUGCAAAAAAGCAGCGAACGAUACAAGUAAUGGAGUUACAUGACAUUCCAAAGCAGGCACACAACAGGCAUCCUAUUCUGAAAUCCAGAAACCACCUGAGGAAUUGGGCAAAUGGGCGGCACUAGUUCCGUCGAUUAUGUUCGAGCUGAGCUCAGUCGCAAACACUAAACCCGAAAAUUUUCCUGAUAGAUAAUUAAGUCGAAUUAAUAACAUAUCACCAUGCAAUGAUGAGUUGACAAAAUGGAUUUACAGAAGCUGGAGGGCCAUAAGAAACUGAUUGUACAUUUUGGUUCAUUUGAGAGAAACUGCUGAAAAAAAUGUAUAGAAUUCGACAGAUCAUCUCUCGUCUCUGUUUCUUGAUCUCUUUUUCUCGGUCUCUGUAUGACAUAAAGUAACAUAUCUUACUUAACAUGCAAAAUGAGCAUUUUUUCUGUUGCAAA
Musa acuminata subsp. malaccensis (wild Malaysian banana) is the source of this 2324-nucleotide messenger RNA. RefSeq names its product probable mediator of RNA polymerase II transcription subunit 26b. Gene Ontology annotation, cellular component: nucleus. The record is from RefSeq and is a predicted model, not a curated record. Lineage: Eukaryota; Viridiplantae; Streptophyta; Magnoliopsida; Zingiberales; Musaceae.